AUGGGUAUAACAUUUAUUUGGUUCUUGACCAAGAGAAUCCCCAAAUUGCUAACUUUGGUAUUCAAUAUCAUUGUAGUAUUCCUGACAAUAUUUCUUUUGGUAGGAUGCUACAACACUUCCAUGGAAUCAACAUACUUGGUUCGUUACGAAUUCAAUAAAGACUCUUCAUUCUAUCCUGUGAUCACCAACUCAUUCAAGGGAAGUAACAAUACCGCGGGUCUAGAGAGUCUGAAAAUCAUCUCUGGUUACAUGGGCGUCUGUGUCAAAAAUGUGCCCUCAGGAUACAAAAUAUCGAACCAAGAAGUAGCAUCCGUGUGUUACCCUAGGAAAAACCUGACCAGUGUACCACUUUAUAGCGAUGUCGCCGUCGAAGUGUUCAACAAAAACUCGGCAGCUGGUAGCACGCCUUCAACACUAAACAUCCUGAAGCUCGCCGAGUUGACCUCUGUAAACGUCAUUCAUCCGUAUAUUUUGAUGGCCACAGUUAUCUUAUCCAUCAUACAGAUUUUGACACUAGUGUACCUGGCAAUCCCACACAUUCCCUUGAAGGAUGUGAUCGUGAAAUUCGUCCUGAUUCUAAGCCUGGUUCUCGAUCUCAUAUGGGGGAUGGGUGCAAUCUGGACGCAUAUAGGCAUCCAUGCCAGUUACCGUUUGGUGCCCGCUGCCAGUAUGGGAAUAAUAAAGGUACACAAGGGUAGAAAAGGUGCAGCAAUGUCGUGGACCGCCUUCGUGUUCUUACUUCUCAUUUCCAUCAUAUUGUGGUUGCACGAGUGGAAGAAGGUCAGAGAACAGCUUGCCGACGCAGAACCAAUAACCAACACAAGCCACAAAUACUAUUCUAGCGAAUCAUCUUCAUUUGCGUCAAAAGUCUGA
Huiozyma naganishii CBS 8797 is the source of this 873-nucleotide messenger RNA. RefSeq names its product Fig1p (gene FIG1). The transcript has a single exon. Gene Ontology annotation, cellular component: mating projection tip; membrane. Bases 1 to 873 code for a protein of 290 amino acids. The record is from RefSeq and is a predicted model, not a curated record. Lineage: Eukaryota; Fungi; Ascomycota; Saccharomycetes; Saccharomycetales; Saccharomycetaceae. Gene Ontology annotation, biological process: conjugation with cellular fusion.